AUGAGUUUCAUCAUAAUAAUUUUGCUCAUUUUCUCUUCACUUUGUUCUUCUUCUUAUGCUGUCCCUCUUUCCACAAGAUCAAGAUGGAUCGUAGACCAUGAAACUGGAAAAAGAGUAAAACUUGCUUGCGCAAAUUGGGAAGGCCAUGUUCAAAUGUUGCCUGAAGGGCUCAACAAACAGCCCUUAUAUCACAUUGCUAGGGAGAUUUCUUUGAUGGGUUUCAAUUGUGUUCGUCUAACCUAUGCAACCUACAUGUUUACCCAUCACGCUGACGUCACCGUCGCGAAAAACCUCGAGAAUAACAACUUGACUAGUGCCCUUCAAGGGGUGAAGAAACACAACCCUCACCUCUUGAGCCUUAGUCUUGUGGAUGCCCAAAAGGCUGUCGUUGAUGCCCUUGGUUCCCAUGGUGUUAUGGUUCUUCUUGAUUGUCAAGUUAGCAAGCCAAUGUGGUGUUGCAAUGAUGAUGAUGGGAAUGGUUUCUUUGGAGAUCAAUAUUUUGACCCCCAAGAUUGGUUGAAUGCUUUGGCAAUAGUGGCUAAAAGAUACAAACACACACCAAUGGUGAUGGGAAUGAGUUUAAGGAAUGAAUUGCGCGGUCCACGCCAAGACCAAAAUGUUUGGUAUAAGUAUGUAAAGGAAGGGACAAAAUUAAUUCACAGGGAAAAUCCAAAUGUUUUAAUCGUGAUUUCAGGCUUGGAUUACGACAUUGAUUUCAGUUUCCUCAAGAACAAUCCCUUAAACCUAAACCUCCACAAAAAAUUGGUGUACGAGACACACAGAUAUGCUUUCUCUGAAGGGCAAUAUGGGUUAUGGUCCAAUACAUCUAUUAACUAUAUGUGCCAAAAUGUAAUCCAAGAGAUUGAGGCCAAAUCAGGCUUUUUGUUUAAGGGAAAACAUGCUGCCCCAUUGAUUGUUACUGAAUUUGGAAUUGAUCUGAAUCAGAAUACCCAAACUGACAGCAGUUUCUUGACCUGUUUGCUGGCUUGGAUGGCUGAAAAUGAUCUUGAUUGGGCCAUUUGGGCUGGGCAUGGAAGCUAUUACCUCAGAGAUGGCAAUCAGGACCCUGAGGAAUCUUAUGGGAUGUUUGAUGGGACUUGGACAAAGCUUAGGAAUGAAGAUUUUCAUACCAAGAUUCAACUCAUCCAGCAAAUCCUUCAAGUUCCAUUUUCAAGGCAUCCAAUGCAUAGACUGCUGUAUCAUCCAUUGAGUGGGAGCUGCGGUGUGGCGCAAGGGAAUCAAGUCCUAGCAGGUGACUGCUGGAAAACAAGCAUAUGGAGUUUCAGAGGAGAGGGAAGUCCAAUUAGAUUGAAGGGAAGCCACCGAUGCUUGACGGCCGUCGGAGACGGAUUGCCGGUGGUUCUCACCGAUUAUUGCUCCGGUGAAUCGAGUAGGUGGAAAUUAGCCCGGAAUUCCAUGUAUCAGCUAGCCAAUAAGGAUGACAAUGGGAAUGAAUUGUGCUUGGAUUUUGAUCCCAACAUUUCCAAAAAGGUUUUGACAAGGAAAUGCAUUGUUGCUGGAGAAGAUGAUGCUGUUAAGCUUCAAGGCCAAGAGAACCAAUGGUUUGUUCUUGUCAAGUCUAAUGCAAAAUGA
Oldenlandia corymbosa var. corymbosa is the source of this 1593-nucleotide messenger RNA. Lineage: Eukaryota; Viridiplantae; Streptophyta; Magnoliopsida; Gentianales; Rubiaceae. The record is from the annotation of a GenBank genome assembly.